Molecule: messenger RNA, 1649 nt
Organism: Cottoperca gobio
Lineage: Eukaryota; Metazoa; Chordata; Actinopteri; Perciformes; Bovichtidae
Exons: 7
Coding region: 44-988 (314 amino acids)
Biological process (GO): T cell activation; interleukin-15-mediated signaling pathway; positive regulation of ERK1 and ERK2 cascade
Cellular component (GO): membrane raft; external side of plasma membrane
Molecular function (GO): protein tyrosine kinase binding; MHC class II protein binding
Source: RefSeq, a predicted model, not a curated record
UUCAUUUCUCUUUAACACACAUCAGUUCAGAGACUGACAGUCAAUGGCUGAGAUGGCGGAUCUCAGAAGGAUUAAAAUGUAUUUAUUUCUGAUACUGCUGCUUCAGUUUACAGCUGUGAUUGGACAAAAUUCCUCCAGCCUUGUUGUCAGCGAUGGGGAUGAAGUAACUUUGCCUUGUGAAAAUGUAAUAGAUGAUCAAAACAAAUGUGACGGGACUUACUGGAUCUUCAGUGGACCAGGAAGCACAUUAUCAUCAUUGCUGUUGAACCUCGGGCAGAUUGGUGACAACUACAAGGCUAAAUCUGACAGACUGAGUGUUACAGAGAAAUGUUCUCUGGUCAUAAAGAAGGUCACAGUUCAUGAUGUUGGUCGUUACACCUGCAGACAGAUCACACCAGGACAACAAGAUGCUCACGUUUCUCUCUCUCUUAUUACCAUGACUGAACAUCACAACAAUGAUCAGGUGACAUUAAACUGCUCUGUGUCGUCAUCUGACUGGUGUAGACACACAGUGGAGUGGCUGUAUGAGGGUAAAGAUAUGGAUGAAAACGUGGAGACAUCCCAGUCUGAGUGUUCAGUUACUGUGACAUUACCUCGUAGAAAGAAGAAGAGACAGAAGUCAAAGUAUCAUGAGUUGAAGUGUGAAGUGACAGAUUUUAACAGUGGAAAUGUGCAGCUGUUUCCCUUCCUGCAGUCCUCAGCAACUUUGCCUGCCAUCAGUGAUACUUCAACACCACAUGGUAUCAACUCACAUGGUAACCCUGUCAGGCCGACACUUGGCUGGAAAUAUUUAAGUUGGGGGAGGGUCAUCGUUGUGUCUGUGGUUUUAGCAACGCUCAUAAUGAUUGUUGUGGCAGUCAACAUCUGGGCGAGAACUAAAAAAAACAAAACACAGAUGGAUGACAACGCUGUGCAUUAUGAUGGAGAUGAAGAUGAAGAUACAGUCGUAUAUGAAGACAUUGGAGACCCUUCUGUCAGACUCCACUGAAGUCCACUGCAUCUCAACAUCAUUUGUGAUUUGAUAAGUUUGAAUGGCUGACGUAAAGCAUCCUUCAAAAUGUCCUUUAAACUGUUUCUUAUCAUUUAUCAUAUAUUUCUAUGUUGCAUCUUUGCUUCAGUUUAAUCAUCAUUAGUACAGAACAACAAAUCGUUAGGUUUGAUUUUAACAUGUUUUCUGGGAGACAAGUAUAUUUUCUAUCUUGUAGAAUAAACCUGAAUGAGCUGUGAGUUUCUGAUUUGGUCAUUAACUGUGUUCUCUUUAUUGUAACUUAUAAUAUAACACAAAUUACAUUUUAAAAACUGUAUUAAGUUUCUGGCACUGAAAUACGUUUAGACAGAGAAUAUGUUCUGUCAGCUGAGAAACUAAAUAUCUGAGCGGAUAAAAAGGAAUUCCUCAGGGGUCGAGUCUUGGGCCUCUGCUAUUCAAUCUCUACAUGGUACAUGUGUGUGGUGGUAGCCUAGUGGUUUGGCUUCAGAUUACAACACCAGAACGUUGUGAGUUCAACACCAGGGCAAAGGCACUUCACCCGAGUUGCUCCAGCGGGGACUGUCCCUGUAGUUAGUUCAUUGUAAGUCGCUCUGUAUAAAAUGACCUGUAAUGUAAAGUAAUGUAAAAAUAAAAGCCGGUAUACCUCUCCUACAUACAUUAA